UCUUGCGGCACGCGAAACAACGACCGGCCGAAUCGCCCCCCACCCACGUGCAUAGCUGCUCAGCUCCAGAGAGAAAAAAAGACCAGGGCUCCCCAGGCAAGACGCACACCCGGUGGCUUACGGCAUCCCUUCUCCAAGCAGGAAACGACCAGGAAACGACGCUUGCAAGGCGUACGGGCCGAGCCAAUAGCCGCGGUAAUCUAUCGGGGGCGAUUUGUUUAAGAAGGGCGGGUGGGUAUAUACGCCUUGCCGCCGCCGCCUCCGCCGCCGCCGCCGCUGCGUGAGAAAGAAAGAGAAGAACAAAGAAACACGCACAUACACAUACACAACACAUAUAUAUAUACCGGCGAUAUGACUGCAGUGCUCGAGAACGGGCUGCCUGCCAACGGCACAAAUGGCGUCAACGGAAAUGUGGAUCAGCUGGCGAAUCCGACACCUUCACACCCGGCAUUCGACUCGAUACCGGAUGUGAUACAAGCGUUUGCCAAUGACGAAUUUGUCAUCGUGCUGGACUCGCCGUCGCGCGAGAACGAAGGCGACCUGAUUAUCGCGGCGUCAGCGCUGACACCGGCCAAAGCCUCGUUCAUGAUCCGCUACAGCUCAGGCUACAUUUGCGCGCCGCUGCCCGUGUCGCGCGCCGCGGCGCUGCACCUCCCGCAGAUGGUAGCCGACAACGCGGAUCCCAACCGCACUGCCUACGCCGUCAGCAUCGACGCCGCGGACCCCUCCGUCUCCACGGGCAUCUCGGCCCACGACCGCAGCCUGACGUGCCGCAUGCUGGCCGACCCCGCGGCCAAAGCAUCCCACUUUAGGAGACCAGGCCAUAUCCUGCCGCUGCAGGCUCGCGACGGCGGCGUCAGAGAGCGCAGGGGACACACCGAGGCUGCAGUCGAUCUCUGCAGGCUCGCCGGCAAGCAGCCCGUCGGCGUCAUUUGCGAACUCAUCACCGACGGACACGAGGUCCCCGGCAAGCCUGAGCUCGUUGGCGGCGGCAUGAUGCGCAGGGACGAGUGUCUGGCCUUUGGCAAGAAGUGGGGGAUCAAGGUGUGUACUAUUGACGACAUGGUCAAAUAUAUCGAGGCGAAUGAAGGUGUUUUGGGCGCUGUGUCGUAGGUAUAAUCUACAAACUCUUUUUAUUUUCUACAAGCAAAAGUGUAUAUGGGGGUUUUCUUAUUUUCUUCUCUUGGGUGAGCAAUAUAUCAUGAUUCUAUGUAAACAACUUGUUUGGAAAGACAAAGGUACAAAAAAACAGAAUUCACUUUUAAAACAUGGUUUUUGGUG
This is a messenger RNA of Exserohilum turcica Et28A, 1281 nucleotides long. RefSeq lists its product as uncharacterized. Gene Ontology annotation, cellular component: cytosol; mitochondrial intermembrane space. Gene Ontology annotation, biological process: riboflavin biosynthetic process; aerobic respiration. Gene Ontology annotation, molecular function: 3,4-dihydroxy-2-butanone-4-phosphate synthase activity. The transcript is spliced from 2 exons. Bases 352 to 1113 code for a protein of 253 amino acids. NCBI's taxonomy places the organism in Eukaryota, Fungi, Ascomycota, Dothideomycetes, Pleosporales, Pleosporaceae. The record is from RefSeq and is a predicted model, not a curated record.